UCUAAUUGUGUUCUCACUUCUUGCGGUAAUUGAACUUGUCUUUAUAGAUAAAUUUGUUUUGAGAAACAUGUUUUGGUCUCUUCUGGGUACUAUUUUUUUUUUUUUUGUGAAUAUUCACAUUAUAAAAAUCUAAACUUUUUGUCUCCCCUGUUUAAAUUUUUUAAACUCCUAAAGAAAAAAAGAAAAAAUUAGAGUCCUUUUCAAAGUCUAUCUGUAAGUGGCGAUGCAUUCGACUACUCUAUGAAAGCUCUCUAGUGUUCUUCUUCUUAUUCUCUCUUUUAAACACCUCUCACUUUCAUCUCCUUUCUCAUUGAUUGUUACUUGAAUUUACAAAAAAAAAAACUCGUUUUAAUUGAGCUAGGCUUCUUCUUCUUCUUCUCUUCAGGAGAUAGUGCUCUGUUUAAACCCUGUUAAGUAUCUUUAUCUUCUGAAGGUCUUCUUGUUUGUUUAAAGAUGAUCUUGGUGAUGGUUGGUUUAUUCAAGAAGACACCGAGCUAUAUUGGCUUCAAUGGAUUAUUCAUAGGCUACAUUUAUGGGAUUUGAUAGAUUGUUAAUUAAGGCAAACUUGUGGUUAUGGAUUCUCGAGGUGACGACAGUUCUAGGUUCGGACAAUAUCCGACAAAGCCUUGUAGAAACAUGUCUUCAUCUUCAUCAGCUGCUUUCUUCUCAGCUAACCAGUCUCCGUUCUUCUCACCAAGAUCUCCUAAACCCAAUCAAGAACUCUCUGAAUCCACUCGGUCUGAUGCUCAGUGUGAUAGCUUUGAUCCUCUUAGCUCCAGCUCUGGUUUCCAAGACCCGGAGCUCGGUUUUUUAGCCGCCGCCGCCGCCGCAUCACCACCACCUCCUCAUCCUCAGUGUCAGAAUCUUGAAGCUGCUGAUCGAAUCGCUUCGAGUAGUGUGAUCUCUUGCACUCCUUCUAGAUAUGGAAGAGGGCAAGGGCAAGACUCUUCGUCGUAUACUCAGACAUCUUCUUUUUCUGUUUCUUAUAACAGGUUGAGAUGUUGUGAUGUGUUUAUAGGGUUGCAUGGUCAGAAGCCUUCUCUGCUUAGGUUUGCUGAUUGGCUUAGAGCUGAGUUGGAGUUUCAAGGGAUGAGUUGUUUUAUGUCGGAUAGAGGACGGUGUAGGAGUACUAGGAAACAGAGAAUAGUCGAGAGAGCCAUGGACGGUGCAUCGUUCGGAGUCAUAAUCCUAACGAGAAAGGCUUUCAAGAACCCUUACACGAUCGAGGAGCUACGGUUUUUCGCAAACAAGAAGAAUCUGGUUCCUGUUUUCUUUGAUCUGUCUCCUGGAGACUGUCUUGUGAGAGAUAUAGUUGAGAAGAGAGGUGACUUGUGGGAGAAACAUGGAGGGGAGCUGUGGGUUUUGUAUGGUGGGAUUGAGAAAGAGUGGAGAGAGGCUGUUCACGGGUUAUCUCGAGUUGAUGAUUGGAAGCUUGAAGCUCAUGAAGGUAACUGGAGAGAUUGUGUUUUCAGGGCGGUUACGUUGUUGGCUAUGCGGUUAGGGAGGAGAAGUAUAGUGGAGAGGUUAACGAAAUGGCGAGAUAAAGCUGAGAAAGAGGAGUUCCCGUUUCCGAGGAACGAGAGUUUUGUUGGGAGGAAGAAGGAGUUAUCAGAGUUAGAGUUUGUUUUGUUUGGAGACGUUGCUGGAGAUUCUGAAAGGGAUUACUUUGAGUUAAAGGCGAGGCCGAGUAGGAGGAAGAAGAAUGUUACGUUAGGGUGGAACAAAAGCGGUUCAGCGGAAGAACGAAGGAAGAAAGGUAAAGAGAAAGUUGUGUGGAAAGAGUCUGAGAAAGAGAUUGAGAUGCAAAGUACUGAGUUGCCUUUAAGGAAUCAAGUCAAAGUAGGGAGGAGCACGAGGAGGAAACGGUCGAUGAAGGUUGUUUACGGGAAAGGUGUGGCUUGCGUCUCUGGUGAAUCAGGGAUUGGCAAAACCGAGCUGCUUCUUGAGUUUGCUUAUAGACAUCACCAAAGGUAUAAGAUGGUUCUUUGGAUAGGUGGUGAGAGCCGUUACAUUAGACAGAACUAUCUGAAUCUUUAUCAGUAUUUGGAAGUUGACAUUGGGAUAGAGAAUGGUUCGGAUAAAACGCGGAUGAAGAGUUUCGAGGAGCAAGAAGAUGCUGCGGUUUCCAAGAUUAGAAAAGAGCUGAUGAGGAAUAUACCGUUCUUGGUUAUGAUUGAUAACUUGGAGAGUGAGAAAGACUGGUGGGACUCGAAGCUCGUGAUGGAUCUUCUUCCUCGGUUUGGAGGCGGGACUCAUAUCUUGAUAUCUACGAGACUCUCUCAAGUUAUGAAUAUGGAGCCGUUGAAACUCUCUUACCUCUCUGGUGCUGAAGCUAUGUCGUUAAUGCAGGGGAAUGUGAAAGACUAUCCUGUUUCGGAAAUGGAUGCAUUGAGAACGAUUGAAGAGAAACUUGGGAGGUUAACGUUGGGAUUAGCUGUUGUGGGAGCUAUAUUGUCUGAGCUUCCUAUAAACCCUAGCCGGCUUUUGGAUACUAUAAAUAGAAUGCCUUUGAGAGAGAUGAUAUGUAGUGGUAGGGAUGGGACUCUGUUGAGAAGAAACGGGUUUCUGUUGCAGCUGUUUGAAGUGUGUUUUUCGAUCUUUGAUCAUGCAGAUGGGCCGAGAAGUUUGGCUACAAGAAUGGUUGUUGCUAGUGGGUGGUUAGCUCCAGCACCGGUUCCAGCUUCUUUAUUAGCUUUGGCUGCUCAUAAACUCCCUGAGAAGCACAGAGGUCCUAAGCGGAUGUGGAGAAGACUAAGACGCGCUAUAAGCUGCGGUUUUACAUCUUCAAACUCUAAGAGAUCGGGAACUGAAGCUGCUUCUAUGCUACUUAGAUUCAACAUUGCUCGAACCAGCAGCAUCAAGCUAGGGUUUAUACAAAUCCACGAGCUCGUGAAACUCUAUGCAAGGAAUCGAGUAAUGGUCAACGAGAAUGCGCCAGCAAUGGUUCAGGCAGUGAUAAGCCGCGGCUCGACCGUUGAAACAGCAGAACAGAUCUGGGCGGUUUGUUUCUUGCUGUUUGGUUUUAGCAACGAAGCUCCGACGAUUCAGUUAAAGAUAACAGAGCUGCUGAUUCUUGUGAAACAAGUAAUCUUGCCUCUAGCGAUCAGAACGUUCAUAACGUUUUCACGGUGCAGCGCAGCUGUGGAGCUACUCAGGGUCUGCACAAACGCUCUUGAAGCAGCUGACCAAACGCUAGUGACGCCAGUGGAGAAGUGGCUAGACAAGUCACUUUGCUGGAGACCAGUUCAGACAAGCGCACAGCUAAACCCUAUUCUAUGGGAAGAACUAGCUUUGGCUCGAGCCACCGUGCUAGAGACUCGGUCUAAGCUGAUGUUACGAGGCGGGCAGUUCGGUUUUGCUGAUGAUUUGAUAAGAAAAGCGAUCUUUAUAAGGACUUCAAUCUCAGGAGAGGAUCAUCCUGGGACUGUGUCGGCUCGAGAAACAUUAAGUAAGUUAACGAGGCUUUUAUCCAAUGUUCAUCAGAUUCAUAACACUUCACCGUAAUAGAAUUUAGGACUUUCUUGUUGUAAAAGUUAAAAAAAAAAAGGUUAGAGAGUUUCUUGGUUCUUUUUUUUUAUUAUCAUUAUUUUUAGCCAUAAGAGUUAGAUUUAUACAGAGGAAUUUAGUAAUAAAACAAGCUUUUAUGUAAGAAAUUUGUCAGAGAAUCCUUUUUUUUUUUAACACAGUAAAAUCUCUGAAUUUUAACAGGCUCUUCUCAAACUGCACUUUUAACUUUUUUCCUUGAAGUAAUUCAGGUUGAGGAAACAACUCUUGAAUAGUUUUUCAAA
Messenger RNA from Camelina sativa (false flax), 3788 nucleotides. The record is from RefSeq and is a predicted model, not a curated record. NCBI's taxonomy places the organism in Eukaryota, Viridiplantae, Streptophyta, Magnoliopsida, Brassicales, Brassicaceae.